Moneuplotes crassus is the source of this 564-nucleotide messenger RNA. The record is from the annotation of a GenBank genome assembly. Lineage: Eukaryota; Ciliophora; Spirotrichea; Euplotida; Euplotidae.
CUCAGGAUCCCUCCUGUGACCAUUCGUAUUGGAGAAUAGGUGAAAUCUAGACAAAUUAUUCUUGAAUAUUUGAGAAAGAGAAUGGGACUUAUGUCAAGAAAGGAUCUUUGCUUGUUAUACAUUAAAGAUCUCCUUGUCCUGGCUGGUAGAAGGCUGAAGCCUUCUACCAGCCAGGGAGAGACGACCUUUAACGUAAUAAUUUUGGAUCUACAGACAUUUUCAUGAGUUCCAUACCGUCUAUUUAUUUUUAAUAAUUCGUGAGAAAGAUGGAAUCUUUUCAAAGCGGAGUACUUAUGCUAAAUCUUUCAAAAAUUGUUGGAAGAGAUGAUACUAAACCUAAACUCCCAAGGGCAGACUUGUCUGCCCUUGGGAGUAGAUUCAGUAUCCAUGAAUCUCAGAAACAUCUAAAAUUUUCAUAAAAUUGGAGAAAAGAGGGACAUCCUUGCUGAAGCAAAAUCUAAAAUAUUACAGAUGGUUUAGAAUAAUUUUCAGAAGGAUUCUAUCUCUUUGCAAGGGAGAUUCAAAAAAUUAUUAACCUGUGUUCCGUUGUUAAGAUUUUUCACA